UGGGUAGAGGCAGACGAUUGUACUAAAAAGGAAAUAGCGCCAAUGGCGGCAUCUGCGGCGUGGGGAUUGGCGCAGUGGGACAACAUGGCAGAGUAUAUCAGUGUCAUGAGUGACAGCAACGCCGACGGUACAUUCUACCACGCCGUGCUGGCCAUACAUACCAACCAGUUCGAAAAAGGCGCAGGUGGGUGGGGUUGA
This is a messenger RNA of Sphaeroforma arctica JP610, 198 nucleotides long. RefSeq lists its product as hypothetical. The record is from RefSeq and is a predicted model, not a curated record. The annotation marks the transcript as partial. Lineage: Eukaryota; Ichthyosporea; Ichthyophonida. The transcript has a single exon. Gene Ontology annotation, molecular function: protein binding.